AUGUUCCCAUGUUAUUGGCUAGCACCUUUGAGUUGGAGCUUUUUGUUUCUAGAGUUAGAAAGUUUGAUGCGUAAAGAUUUAUACGGACAGCAUCUUGCGCAGCAGACCGUUUUAGGGGCGAUAAGCUCACAUUGGAAUAACAGGCUAGUAUUUCAGCCAGGUUGUUUCAAAAGUCCAAAGAAAGCUCUAGCUAUAUCAUUCCAUGGCUGGACUGGUUCUGGUAAAACGUAUCUUUCAACCAUGAUUGCUGAAAGCAUGAAAGGAAUGAAAAGUGCUUACGUUCACAUGUUCGUGUCAACUCUUCAUUUUGCUGAUUUUCGUAGAGUUGUUGAUUAUCAGAAUGAACUUAAGGCAUGGAUUCAUGGUAAUGCGUCCUUGUGUGAAAGGAAUUUGUUUAUUUUUGACGAGGUUGACAAAAUGCCCUCGAAAGUAAUGGAUGUUAUCAAACCGUUUAUUGAUCACUAUGAUAGCUUAGAAGGAGUUGAUUAUCGCAAAAACAUUUUUAUCUUUCUUAGCAAUUCGGGAGGGAAUGAAAUUGCUCAAAGAACAUUACAACAUUACAAUGCAGGUAAGAUGCGUGAGCAAAUCACACUGGAAGAAAUGGAAAGAGUUCUGAUUCAAGAAGCUUUUAAUAGCGAAGGUGGUUUGAAAACUAGUGAAUUGAUCUCUCGACACCUUAUUGAUCAUUUUGUUCCUUUCUUGCCCUUAGAAAGGAAGCAUAUUCUCUUAUGUAUUCGUGACUAUUUGAGGUCACAAGGUUACACUGUUACAAAUGAACGGAUUACCGAUAUUGCUGAGACUUUGCAAUACUUUCCGAAAUCAAAUGGAAUAUAUUCUUCUUCUGGAUGCAAGCGGGUAGCUCAGAAAGCGGAACUUUAUAUGUCAAAAGAAAUGGCAGAAGGACAGGAAUUCUCUGAUGAUCUAUAA
Molecule: messenger RNA, 927 nt
Organism: Enterobius vermicularis (human pinworm)
Lineage: Eukaryota; Metazoa; Nematoda; Chromadorea; Rhabditida; Oxyuridae
Source: the annotation of a GenBank genome assembly